CAUAUAGCUACUGGAUCCUAUCGUAACGCGGUUAAGGUGAUUGAUCGCCGCGCGGGUCCACCUGGUACUUAUCAUCUUAAGAUGCAAAAUGAAGGCCCUCUUGGAAGUGCCGCCAUGACUUCUGGUUUCCUGAGCCAUUUCGCCUUUGAUCCCUCAGCUGAAGAUUCCCCUGAUUUAGAUUCUCCGUGGCCCCGGUUGCUUUGUGAGGACGAUAGCCGUACCGGUUCUGGAGUCAACAAGGACAAUGAAGGUUCCCUUUCAGAAUCAGAAGGCGGUGUUUCAAUGUUUGAUGACUCUAGCUCUACUGUAUUUUUCAACCCCGACGUGGGUCGAAAAUGGACUCAAGUCACUUGGAGUCCCAAAGAGGCAGUAGUCGCUUUUGGUCACGCCGAUGGAAUACACUUAAUAGAAGCCCUUCCAGCAUAG
Protopolystoma xenopodis is the source of this 426-nucleotide messenger RNA. NCBI's taxonomy places the organism in Eukaryota, Metazoa, Platyhelminthes, Monogenea, Polystomatidea, Polystomatidae. The record is from the annotation of a GenBank genome assembly.